AUGUCGACACGAUCUAUUCCCAUCGCCAUCGUAGGCAUGAGCUGCCGUUUCCCAGGGGGAGUUGACUCCCCCGAAAGGCUGUGGGAGCUUUGCGCCGCCGCCCGCAACACUUGGUCAAGCUGGCCCGAGCGACUGAAUGAGGACGCCUUCUUCCAUCCUCGUGCCGAACGCAGCGGUACUAUUCACAGCCGAGGCGGCCAUUUUCUCAAAGAAGACGUGUCCCUUUUCGAUGCUCCAUUUUUCAACUUGCCUGUUGAGUUAGCCAAGGCGACGGAUCCCCAGCUACGCUUGCUCUUAGAGACCGCCUUUGAAGCGCUCGAAUCAGCCGGCCUGCGUCUAAAUGACAUUGCGGGAUCCUCGACGGCCGUCUUUGCGGGCACGGCCUUCCGAGACUAUCACGACAUGCUCAUGAAGGAUGCCGAGAACCAGCCGCGAUAUAUGCUGCCGGGGAACGACCCGACCAUGAUCGCCAAUAGAAUAUCGCACUUCUUUGACCUCCACGGGCCCAGCGUGACUGUCAACACAGCAUGCUCCACGUCGACGUCUGCCUUACAUCUGGCCUGCCAAAGUCUCCGGUCCGGAGAGAGUCAUAUGGCCGUUGUCGGAGGCGCCAAUCUUCUCUUGCAUCCGAGCACGUCUGUCGGAUUGUCUACGUUAGGCCUAACCGGUGCCGCAGGCAAGUCAUAUAGCUUUGAUGACCGCGCUGAAGGCUACGGGCGUGGAGAAGGCGUGAGCUGCAUUAUCCUCAAGCCACUCGACGCCGCCCUGGGCGACCGAGAUCCCAUCCGGGCCGUCAUACGAGAAACCGGCAUGAACCAGGAUGGACGAACUCCCACAAUCACUUCGCCUUCCCAAGACGCCCAGGAACAGCUAAUACGUGCCUGCUAUGACAAGGCUGGGCUAGAUCCUCGAGACACCCCGUACGUGGAGGCCCACGGCACUGGGACAAUCGCCGGGGACAGGAUCGAGAUGAAUGCUCUUGGAAAUACUUUUGGCAGGGAUCGACCCGACAACGACCCUCUACUCGUCGGCUCCGUCAAAGGAAACUUUGGACACAUGGAAGCGACCAGCGGCCUGGCCGCCGUGAUCAAGGUGGUCAAAAUGCUAGAGAUGGGCCUUGUCCCUCCCCAAGCCCUAUUUAAGGCCCCGAACAGAGGCAUAGAUUUUUCGAGACUGAAGAUCAAGGUUCUCCGCGAGCUGGCACCAUGGCCGCAAAACAAGCCUCGUCGAGCUUCACUCAACAAUUUCGGGGCCGGGGGCACGAAUACCCACGUAGUACUGGAAGGGCUCGACUGCUAUGGUCUUCAUGCCGAUGGACCUCUUUUGUUCGUUAUGAGCGCUAAAGAAGAGCAGAGCCUGCGGUUAUAUAUGCAGAAUCUGGCAAAUAUCCCCUUGUCCCUGGUGCGAGAGCGCCAUCUUCGAGACGUGGCAUUCACCCUUGGCCAACGCCGGUCUCAUUUCUGCUGGCGAGUGGCAACGCCAGCCAGGUCUCCGGAGGAGUUGACCGACCUUGCCAGCAGCCUGGGUCUCUCGCCAAAGUACUCGUCCAAAAAGCCACGGCUUUGCUUCGUCUUCACGGGACAGGGGGCGCAGUGGUAUGCCAUGGGUCGCGAGUUGAUUGCUGCGUACCCUGCUUUUUCCGAAGCCCUCGAGAUGGCUGAUGACCACGUCAAGUCGCUUGGUGCGACGUGGAGUGUUCUUGAGGAGAUUACCGCCAGCGAAACUGGAAGCAGGGUAAACCAGCCCUUUCUCAGCUUCCCACUCACCGUCAUCCUGCAGCUGGCCCUGGUGCGGCUCCUCGACUCAUGGACCGUCUCCCCAGCGGCUGUAACCGGACACUCAAGUGGAGAGAUUGCCGCAGCUUAUGCCGCGGGAGCCCUCACUUUUGAGGAAGCCAUUUCCGUGGCAUACUUCCGCGGCCAGCUUACGUCCGAGGCUGUGGACUGCGGCACGAUUACCGGUGGCAUGACAUCAAUCGCCGUAGGCGAAGCGGAAGCACUCGAGUAUAUUCGCAAGAUACCGCUGGGCGAUGCCGUGGUUGCGUGCCAAAAUAGCCCGUCAAACGUCACUAUUUCCGGAGACUUGGUGUCCUUGGGUGAAAUCGAGGCUCUGGCGGCCUCUGAUCAGGUGUUUGCUCGCCGCUUAAAGAUUCCGGCUGCCUAUCAUUCCCCUCAGAUGCAGGCCCUGGCGAGAGACUACCAGGAAAAGCUAGAUUCAAGCCUGGGAAGCGAGGAGUCGGCCAACGGUGAACGGGGCAUCGUUUAUGCUUCUCCCGUCACUGGAGAUAUCGUUCAUGAGAUGCAAAGGUUGCGUUCGCCAAACCAUUGGGUCCAGAACAUGACCCAGCCCAAACCCCCCCUCGCUGUUGACAUGCUCAUUGAGAUCGGGCCUCACGGUACCCUGCAAGGACCGAUGCGGCAGGUGCUUGAGCACCAUGGCCUAGACAGAGACGGCAUGGCCAUGUCUUCAUGCUUACAACGUGGGAAAGAUGCCGUCCUCACUAUGCAACAACUAGCCGGCAAGUUAUUCUGCCACGGCUAUCCCGUCGAUCUCGCCCAGGUCAACUUCCCUCGUGGCACGUCAGACGUACGGGUUGUUCAUGACUUGCCGCGAUACCAAUGGGACCAUUCCGUCGGCUACUGGGCGCAGCCGCUCAGCUCCAAGGAAGACUUUCAACGACGCUUUCCCCGCCACGACUUGUUGGGGCUGCGGGUCGAAGAUCUCCCCUGGCUGCAGCAUCAUGCCCUCCAGUCAUCCAUCUUGUUUCCGAUAUCUGGCCUGACAGUCAUGUUGACCGAAGCCAUGCAUCAGUUGGCGUAUCCAGAAACGGGUGGGGACUUGAUCAUUCGAGACAUCAAUCUAUUCAAUGGCGUGGUUGUCCCAAAGGACGACGACGGGGUCGAGGUGCAACUGGUGCUCCGAGAUGCCAACCCGCGACUACUCGAUUGCACGGGCAAUAAAGACUUUUCGAUCUUUUCAAGAACCAAGGACAGAGGCUGGCUUGAAUGUUGGAGAAGCCAAGAACUCACCUCGGUCGACGUUGCAGACUUUUACGAGUACUUUCAAACCGUGGGCCCGACCCUGGGCAGAACGUUUCGAAACAUCACCUCCAUGGCCGUUGGCGAAAAGGUGGCGGUUGCGAUUCUAGCCGUGCCCGACAUCGCCGCUAUGAUGCCAACCCCGUAUCGAUGUGACUAUCUCUUCUACCUUGGGAUAAUUGACUCUUGCUUCCAGGUCUCCUGGGGCAGUAUGCCCAAACCCAUCAUGAUGGAGCUCGGCCUCUCCAUCCCUAAGACGGCAGGAAGAAUCAUCAUCCGCGAUGCCAAGCGCCAACUGAGCGCGGGCAUGCAGCUUCGGGUGACCGCGACCCUCGACAACAUUGAUGACCAAGGAUUUGAAGUGUCCUUGGUACUGUUCGAGAACGAGGAACAAACAGGGACUCCAAUUGUCGAGAUUCAAGGUUUCAAGAUUCAGUCGCUCUCGCGAAGGCGGAGAAUAGCACAGAUUGCCGAUGACUCCAUGUUCUUGGCAACUACCUGGAGGCCGGAUGUGACCCUUCUCAACGCAUCUGAUUUGAAGAACAUGAUUUCUAAGGGCUCCUCAUAUUCACAAGGGAAGCUUGGCAUCACGAGUUCGAAACAGGCCAUCCUCAAGGUUAUUCACGACGCUUUGGCGCACUUGACCCCAGACGAAGAGCAAGGCCUCGAUCUGCAGACCCGGCUGAUAGUGGCGUGGAUGCGCGACGUGGACCAAGCUCAAUACGCAGGCGUGGCCACGUGUGAGGAAAAGCAAGAGUCCAAGCCUGCCGAAGACUCAGCCUCGAGUCAUGUAAAGGGCCAACUCGUUCAGAUCCUGCCAGAGCACCUGAUCGAGUUCAUCGGCAGCGAGGGACAUGCGCAUGAGAUCAUAUCUCAAAGCGGGCUUCUGGAACAGGUUCAUGCUUUUCUGGAAAGCUGGUCAAGUGGCCUCGGCAAGUUGAAGGACUACACGGGUCUUUUUGCCCAUAAGCACCCGCGAGUUCGUGUACUCGAGGUCGGCGCUGGUGCUGGCAACGCAACUGUGUCGGCGCUUGAGGGGCUCACCUCGUGCAGGAUACAGCUGAGCUACGAAUUCACCGAUAUCAGCACCAGCUUUUUUGAUGGCGCAAAACAGAGACUCGGGCGGUUCGCGGAUCAAGUGCAGUACAAGACGUUUGAUGUCGAGCGCGACCCAGCCGAACAGGGCAUUCUAGUUGCCGGCUACGACUUGGUCAUUGCUUGUAAUGUGCUGAGUGAGGUCAAGGACAUUACAAGAGCUCUGAGAAGUAUCCGAAAGAUACUGGUGCCCGGCGGAAAGGUGUUUAUUCUGGAACAGCUUGCUAAACCCCUUCACCGGCGCAUCAGGAACAUACUCAAGCAAGGGCCGAACCUCUGUAGCGGCCUGCACGAGCUUACUGGAACCGAAGUUGUCGAAGAGUCUCUUGGAGAUGCGUGGCUGGCUGGAAGGCCGUGUAUCAUACUUGCCGACACCAACCCGGACUUCCUGGCUCGCGUCAACUCGAAAACCUGGAGCCUGCUUCAGAGAACAGCUCAACACGCCGAGAGCCUUUUAUGGGUAUCGAGAGGGGCCACCUGUGAUAGUCGCCUGCCGGACGCUGCUCUCCACAUUGGCCUGCUUCGAACCCUCAGGGUAGAGGAAGGGGCAAAGCGAUUUGUGUCUUUGGAUUUGGAUCCCGACGUGGCGUCAUGGGAUGGCUCGACUAUCAAGGCCAUUUGCGACGUUUUCCGCCUGUCCAGGAGAUGGACUUCCUCGGGGCCCAACGACUUUGAGUUUGCGCAGCGCGAGGGGAGAAUACUGGUCCCAAGGAUCCCGUUUUCCCUGCAAGGGCCGUAUCUGCGAAUGGAGCAGCAGUCGCACGGGCUGCUCGACAGCCUCGUGUUCAAGCAAGACAACGCCUUGCUGGAUUCGAAUCCCUGGACGGACGACUCGGUUGAGAUUGUGCCACACACCUUUGGGCUCAACUUCCGUGACGUCUUGGCCGCCGUCGGCCAGCUGAAGCAGAGGUGGAUGGGCUUUGAGUGCGCGGGAUACGUCUGCAGGGUCGGGACUGCGGCCCAGAGCGAGUUUCACGUCGGUCAACGAGUUUGUGCCCUGAUGCCCGCCGGACACUGGGCAAACAGAGUACGAGUUCCGUGUACGACGGUGGCCGCCGUCCCCAAGGACAUGUCGUUGGAGAAGGCGGCCUCCAUCCCCAUGAUUUUCGCCACUGCCUUUCACGCCCUGGUCAAUCUCGCCCGCCUUCAACCAAACGAGACGGUCUUGAUCCACUCGGCUGCGGGAGGAGUAGGCCAAGCCGCUGUUACAAUCAGUCGACACCUGGGCGCUCAAGUCUACGCAACGGUCGGGUCCGAGAAGAAACGCAAGUUCCUCAUCGAGACCUUUUCCAUACCUGCGGAGGACAUAUUUUCCAGCCGAGAUCCGUCGUUCGCGGAGGAGAUCAUGCGACAAACUCGAGGCAAAGGCGUCAACGUCGUCUUGAACUCAUUGACGGGGCCCUUGCUGCACGCCGGUUGGAGCUGCUUGUCGCCCUUUGGGCGGUUCAUUGAGCUCGGCAAGGAAGACGCACAGCACAACAGCUGCCUAGCCAUGAGCCGGUUUGACGAGUGCGCGUCGUUUGUCGCCAUGGAUCUCGUGCAGCUGGCCCUGCAUGACGGCAAGACGUUUUCGAGCAUUCUCCGGAAAGUGAUGGACAUGUUUGAGGAGAAGAGAAUAGAGCAUAAAAUCCCUGUCGCAACUUAUGGGAUUGGGGAGUGCCAAAAGGCGUUUCGUCGUCUGCAGACUGGCGAACACAUUGGCAAGAUUGUCAUUCAAGCCCGAGAGGGAGAUGACAUUACGGUGCUCGCAGCUCACUCGAUGGUGCGGUUCCUGCCGGAGGCUUCCUAUCUCAUUGUGGGAGGCUUAAACGGCAUUGGCUUGGAAAUUGCUCGCUGGAUGGCGCGCCAGGGGGCCAAGAACAUGAUUCUCAUGUCUCGGAGCCCCCAAAGGUACCCAGUUCACGACAUCCUGCAAGAGUUCCAUGAUGCCGGCGUCCGAGUCCUGAUCCGGAGCUGCGAUGUCGUCAACAAAGCGUGUCUGGAGGACGUCGUGCGCGAGUGCCACAGCCAGGUACCCAUUCGUGGCAUCAUACAAGCCGCCGCAGUGUUAGACAACGCAAGCUUCUCCCAGAUGACGAGCGAACAGUGGCAUGCCGUGGUCCGUCCGAAAUGCGAGGGCUCAAAGAAUCUAGACGAGGCGGUACGAGAUAUCAAGCUGGACUUCUUCAUCCUCCUCUCCUCCGUCACGGGCAUUAUAGGCAACUUUGGCCAGGCCAACUACACGGCGGCGGGGACUUUCCAGGAUGCCCUUGCGCUCAACCGCGUGGCCAGGGGCCAGCCCGCCGUGUCGAUUGACCUGGGAGCCGUUCCGACGCUGGGCCUUGCGGCACGAUCCGGGAUAGGCAAGCGGCUCGAAAAGGCCGGCUACCGCUCCUUGAGCGAGUCGGAGCUGCUGCGCACCGUCGAGCUGGCCAUCCUCCACCCAUACCACGGGCAGAUGGUGACUGGCAUCCGCCCCUGGACGAGCUUUGGGGACUUGAACUGGCGCCUGGAGCCUCGGUUCGCGUGCCAGUGGCGGCAUGGUGGCGAAGCUGCUGGGGAGCAAAGCCAUGGCAAGGCAGACGGGGACUUGCUGAGGACGAGCCUUAAGGACUGCCCUGCAAAGGCGAGAGUCGAGAUGCUGAUCAAGGUCCUAAAAGGUCGAAUCAGCCAGAUGCUCGGUGUUUCUGCCACGCAAAUCGACCAGGAGAAGCCGCCGUCGGCCUACGGGGUGGACUCCCUGGUGGCGGUCGAGUUGCGGUCCUGGCUGGGGCUCAACGUGGCCUCCAAAGUCAGCGUUUUCGACAUCACCCAGAGUGCCUCGCUUCGCAUGUUGGCCGAGAAACUCAACGAGAGGCUUGUAUAG
Hirsutella rhossiliensis is the source of this 6978-nucleotide messenger RNA. Its product is annotated as KR domain-containing protein. Gene Ontology annotation, molecular function: oxidoreductase activity; 3-oxoacyl-[acyl-carrier-protein] synthase activity; fatty acid synthase activity. The transcript is spliced from 14 exons. NCBI's taxonomy places the organism in Eukaryota, Fungi, Ascomycota, Sordariomycetes, Hypocreales, Ophiocordycipitaceae. The record is from RefSeq and is a predicted model, not a curated record. Gene Ontology annotation, biological process: fatty acid biosynthetic process; secondary metabolite biosynthetic process. The coding region runs from base 1 to 6978 and encodes 2325 amino acids.